Messenger RNA from Canis lupus familiaris (dog), 1252 nucleotides. It is a transcript of the gene TMEM138, whose product is annotated as transmembrane protein 138. The transcript is spliced from 5 exons. The coding region runs from base 277 to 765 and encodes 162 amino acids. Lineage: Eukaryota; Metazoa; Chordata; Mammalia; Carnivora; Canidae. Gene Ontology annotation, cellular component: cilium. The record is from RefSeq and is a predicted model, not a curated record.
CCGGCGGGUGCGCGGCGCACGCGGAGCCCGCGGCCGCCAUGUACUUCCGGGACCUACCAGCGGCUUCCGGAAGCCGGGACGGCGUCCCCAUGACAACCGGCGUCGCGCCUCGGAGCGGGAGGAGAGCGCGCGGGCGGAGCGGGCCCUUGUCUUCAAGGUAAACAGCUCUGAUUUGAGGAACUAGUGCUUCUCCCUCAGUGCUGGGGAGAAAGCCAGGAGCUUUCUUUUGGGAAAUUGUGGAAUGUGCCCCUGGGGGCCCAAUAAAGCAGAAGGAAGAUGCUCCAGACCAGUAACUAUAGCCUGGUGCUCUCACUGCAGUUCCUGCUGCUGUCCUAUGACCUCUUUGUCAAUUCCUUCUCGGAGCUACUCCGGAUGGCUCCUGUCAUCCAGCUGGUGCUCUUCAUCAUCCAGGAUAUCGCAAUCCUCUUCAACAUCAUCAUCAUUUUCCUCAUGUUCUUCAACACCUUCGUCUUCCAGGCUGGCUUGGUCAACCUCCUAUUCCACAAGUUCAAAGGGACCAUCAUCCUCACAGCUGUGUACUUUGCCCUCAGCAUCUCCCUUCAUGUCUGGGUCAUGAACUUACGCUGGAAAAACUCCAACCGCUUUGUCUGGACAGAUGGACUUCAAACGCUAUUUGUAUUCCAGAGACUAGCAGCAGUGCUAUACUGUUACUUCUACAAACGAACCGCUGUGAGACUGGGCGAUCCUCGCUUCUACCAGGACUCUUUAUGGCUGCGCAAGGAGUUCACACAAGUCCAAAGGUGACUGCUUCUGGUCACACUGAUGGGUGCCUUUCCUUCCUGACAGAGGCCACAUUUAUGGCUCUGUGGGGUGGGGUUUACCCUAUGCACAGGAAGCAAUGUGACUUUCAUAGGACAGGCUCAGACCAUUUGUGUUUAAUAGUCAAGAAGGAAGAUCUUCCCUCUUGCAAAUUAAAGUGUUUCCCAAUACAGGCUUUAGUACAUAACCCUCCCUGGCCUCCUACCUCAGUUCUGCCCCUUUUCCUUUCCUGCUCUCUACUUCUCUUCCUCAUAGAAGGCUGUGAGGCUUGAUCCUUAGGAAGCUAUCACUUAGCCUGGUACAGGAGGGGCUCCUGGCACCUGGUUUCUUUGCAGCAAACAUAAUUAAUGGAUGCAAAGAGUGAUAUUUUUGAGCUCCUAACUCAUCACACUGUAGACAUUUAGAUUCUAUACCCAAGGCACUUUUUUAACACUUUAUAAAUAGGAAAUAAAUUGAAUUAUUUUUCCAUAAA